Messenger RNA from Paramuricea clavata, 1158 nucleotides. The record is from the annotation of a GenBank genome assembly. NCBI's taxonomy places the organism in Eukaryota, Metazoa, Cnidaria, Anthozoa, Malacalcyonacea, Plexauridae.
AUGGCAACUGAACUUUUUUCAAACCUGACGUCAACAACCCCAAUGCGGCCUAAUACGAGCAAUACCACAGAUUCUGCAGACGAUAGCGUUCCAUUACUAUUAGGAGAGCGUAAAUGGUUUAUCAUCUUCAAAUAUUCUAUAUAUUGCAUUAUAUUUUUGAUUAGUCUGAUUGGAAACAUGAUGGUUUGUUUCGUUGUUUGUCGAAGAAUGAAAGUAAAAACUGUCACAAAUUAUUUCAUAAUGAAUUUAGCAGCAAGUGAUUUACUCUACACAUUUUGUGUUCCAUUUGAUGUGUUUGCUACGGUGAAUAAUGCUUGGCCUUAUGGAGCCAUCGUGUGUCGAAUACUUUGGCCUGCACAGACUAUGGCGAUCACUGUCUCUGGAUUUACAUUAACUGCAUUGAGUGCGACUAGAUUUUGGGCUGUUGUAAAACCGUUACGAAGACAACUAUCUGUAAAACAAACUAGUUUGGUCAUUGCAAUAUUAUGGAUAUUGGCGACGAGUACAGUAAUUCCUUACAUUCACUUCUUAAACUACAAAAGUUCUGAACAAAAAUGUGACGAGUACUGGCCAUCUCACAAAAAAAGACAAAUCUACACUGCUUCUUUGCUAGUAAUUCAAUAUGCCCUACCAUUGACCAUUAUCUCAACAUGUUAUCUCAGAAUUGGGUUUGAACUAACAAAAGGGCAAACAAAAACAAGUAAUCGGACUUUAGCAAAAGCACGUGGAAAAGAAGCAAGGAGGGUUAUUAAAAUGUUGGUCAUUGUGACACUCGUAUUCGCCAUUUUGACACUACCUUCUACUAUCAUGUGGAUGUGGUUAGACUUUGGUCAAGCUGAUCAGAAGUUUCGACAUUUUUGGGAUGUUGUUGAAGUUUUAAACGUUUUUGAUUUUCUUAACUGUGCAUCAAAUCCCAUCAUUUACUCAUUUUGCAAUGAAAGUUUUAGUCGUGAAUUUCGACGACAGUUGGGAUGUAUUCUUCCAGGCAUAUCUCCUAAUACUAGCUUCGAGACUGGUAAGGUUUCAACUAUAAUGGCUCCAAUUGCGUCAUCACCGUCACCUGGCAACGGACAUGCAACUCCAUUGAGAACAAGUUUAACGAAACAUGAAAAUUCUGAUUCAGAACAAAACCGAGAGUGUGCGGCAACUUUAUUGUAA